AUGUCCACCAUGACUGUGCUCCCUUGGGAUGCGGAUAUACUGUUAAAAAUAACCGACUCGCUCACUAGUGUAAGAAUACAAGCACUUCAACUGAUAAAAGAUGCAAUUUCCAACCUCGAAUCCCAAAAUUUCCAUGACGAAAUCAUGGCUUUGUUGCCAGUUUUACUUGGAACCUACGAUUUUUACUCGGAUACAAACUCCAGGAACGCAGUACUGGAUACAAUUGAUGCCGUUGCAAGGCUAGGUAGCCAGUUUAUGGACAAAAUUGUGGUUUUCCUCGACAAAAUCACCUCAUCUUCAAAGGUUCUGGCCGUCACAGAUUACUUGACUUUGCUUGCAUGGACCCACCGAGUCCUCACUAUAAGCUGUGAACUGGAAACCUACUCAAAUCUUGAGAAAAUCAUCGAAAUCCAGGCAAAAUUGCUUGUUCUUUGCACCGCCGACUGCAAAUCUCAUAGACUUCAGCAUCGAAACCGAGUGUUUAAGUCGGUUGUUUCCAGCGGAAAAAGCGCUGUUUCAACCGCUGUUUCAACUUCCAAGUCCUGGCAGAAUGUCAUACAGGCCUAUUUGAAUAUUAUAAAGUCGUCUUCACCAGAUUGCAGUCUUACGCUUGCAGGUGUGGUCUCAGAAGCCGCCGAUUCGUUGGUUCCACUGAUCCCAGCGGUGGCAGACUUUUUGCACAAGAACUCCUCGCUCGUUUUGGAGUGUUAUACGACCGCUCUUCUCGCUAAAAUUCCACCAUCUUCAACGUCAACUGCCAUUUUUGGCUCGUUUAUCACGAAACACAUCGACGAAGACUCAGUCCAGAACAAAAUAGCACCUGCGAUGGAGAAGGCUAUUCUCAGGUCGUCGGAGAACUCGUUUAACGUUUUCCUUCCUUCUUUUUUUCACGCUUUAAGCAAAAAAAUCGACCUUUCGCAAACGGUUUUAAACACAAAAUUGUUCACCAAUAUCGUUAGCGGCCUCAAAUCGACCAAGGAAUCGGUAAGGAGCGGCGCAGUAAGAGCCUUAAAGCUGGCGUUGCUUUUGAUAAAGGUUCCAGAAGCCAAAGUUAAAGUUACAGAUGAGAUUAUAAAGACAUAUAAAGCAACAUCUUCUGUCGAAAUCAAAGCCACUAUUAUCAGCAUUCUCGAAUAUUUGGUACCAGGACAAGCUUCCAACCAUGUGGUGGAGGGUUUGCAUGGCUUACUAGCAAAAGAUCAAAAUGAAGUAUCUUUGUCCGCUGGCGUGAGGGUAUUCUUCUUGCAUUUGAUCAAAGGUGAUGUUCCCUUAUCUUCCACUUACGAAACUCUCGUUCUGAAGGGACUUCAGGAAAAGAAACCCAACCUUCGUAAAGUGUGGAUCGUUGAGCUUUGCAAUAUCCUGGCCAAUAAUGGCGGAAAUUCAACGUGCGACAGCCUCAUAAGUUCAAACUCGUCGGUUCUCAUCGACACCGUACAAGAAGCACAAAACUCCCCAAUGCCUUCCGUGAGCAACAGGGUGCUUAUAGGAGCAUAUGCGGUGCUUUCUAUGGGACUGAUAGUGCAAAUUCCUCAGUCUGUGAUUAUCGGCUCCAUCAGCGGUGUCAAUGAAAAACCAGCUAUUCUCACUGAUUUGAAGGUGCUCACAAAAUUAGUUUCGGAGGAUAUCGCCUGGGGUAUCAAAGCUUUGCGUGAAGUUGACUGUUUAAGCAGUGUUUCUGAAGAAUUUCAGACCAAAUAUGGCGAUGCUUGGACAUUUUUCGCAACAUCGUCAGAACCUUCUCACAGACUCGAGGCAUUGAAUUCUCUAAAAUUGCUUGUAAGUACUCCUCUUGUGAGCGAGCUUAUAAUCAGGAGCAUCUACAAAGCACUCAGCGACCCAGAAAGUCCUAUUCCAAUUCUCAGGUUCUCACCUUUGUUGUCGGUUCUUGUCACAAUUGACAAUGAGGAAUUGCGUUCAAAAAACGCUGCCGCUUUGCUCAUAGCUGCUCACGAUGAACGGGUUCGCACGAAGGGAGCCUGGAUCGGAUUGUGCCAGCGAUCGCAGAUUGACAUUGGAAAACUUGUGGAGAAUCAUGGUCACCAAAUGGUGGAAAAUGCUCUUUCUUUUGAACAUUACGACAAGAAAACCAUCUUCAAAGCCAUUGCUACGCUAUGUUUUAUCAAUCCCAAAGUCAUUGCGCCGCUAGUUACGACAUCCUUGGUGAACCUCAUGAAUCCUGAAAACAUUGAUUUCGACGAUCUACAAAUCAAGAUAUGGAAAAGCACCUCCGAGGAGCCCGUAGUUGAUGUGCUCAGCAACAAAAAGAAGGUGGUGGACAAGAACGACAAGAACUACGAAACGAACAAAUGGGAAGAAGAGCUUCGACAAGAGCUUGCAAAGAAAGGAAAAGUCAACAAAAAGCUAACCAGAGAAGAACAGAAUAUGGUCACGGAACAACUAGUGAAAGAAGCAUCGAUUCGCAAAGAUGUUAACAAAAAAUUCACCUCCAUUCGCUCUGGUUUAAUUCUCAUUGAACAAUUGAUUCUCAGCACAGUUCACGGAAAGGAAGGUAGUGAAUCCUUUGUCGACACUGGAGCUUCGUCUUGGUACCCAGCAGCUAUCAAAAGUAUCUUGGAUCUUUUGGGGUCUGAGAUUUUCAAGAAGUCUGACGUUUGGGAAUUUUUGGGUGCAAACGCAGUGAAUGUCUUCCUUGAACUCUCAAGACUUCUUUCGCCUCGGUUGGGCUCUCUCAAACCUUUUGUUGGUGUAGCCACUUUGAGAAUUAGGUCCAUUGCUGUUCCUGAAAACCUCAAAGACGAACCGUUGCUUGACUUGACAGGAAGAAUUCUUUACCGGAUGAAAAUCCUUUCCGACCAGUCUCCAUUGGAUCCUCUUUCGUUGAUGUAUGCGCUUCCUCUCUUGACAGAGACCCUUGAAAACGGUAUUAAAGUUGCAAGAAAAAAUGCUUCAAAGCCAGUGGUGACAUCGGAAUUUAUCCAGGAAGAUCCCGAAGAGGAACAUCUUUUAUUGGCAGUGGAAAUUGUCGGUGCUCACGCCGAGGCGUUUGAAGACGAGGCUAUUCCGAGAGGUCAAAUUUUGGCGGUUUUGAUCUCGUUGUUGAAGCUUCCUUCUCGAGCAAAACUUGCAAAGGAAACUCUUAUGGCGCUCUCUCAGUAUAUUAGUGUGAAUGCCCUGAUGAACGACUACGAGCUUCUUUUUGGUGGGUUACUUACAAACGAAUUAUUUGCAAGAAGUGCCAUUUUGGAAGCUCUCGAUGCCGAGUUUGACUUGUCCACCGAUAUGAGUUACCGCAACGAAAUUUGGAUAGCAGCGCAUUCCAGCGACAUACAAACUGCUGAACUUGCUGCUACGAUAUGGAGUGACAAUCUGUUUCAAGUUCCACAAGAUGGACCCAAGCAACUCAUCAAUUUUUUCCGCCAAACCGACUCAGAAUUGCGUCUAGCCGUCGCCAAGGCCUGGGCCGAUGCCGUGAGAAAUAUUGGUGAAACUGUUUCUGAGAGCAUUGAGUUGCUCGUGAACGAAUACCACGACAAAAAGAACCCUCCUCCGCCCACGUUGGACCGGUUUGGUUUGGUGAUCAAGAGCUCUAGCGACCAGAAAGAUAGAUGGGAACAGCGUUCUACCGUGGCCUUGGCAGUGAAGCAUCUUGCUGACCAGCUCACCAACCCAGCUGAUUUGGAGAGAGUGUUCAAGUUUUUGGUGGAGGAAGAAGCUCUAGGAGACAAAGAGCCCUUGGUUCGCCAGGAGCUCCAGGAUGCUGGAAUCGACAUUAUCGCUGCUCAUGGACAAGCCAGUGUGGAGAAAUUGAUUCCUAUUUUUGAAAGUUGUCUUGCGGCUAAGGACCAGGGUACGAAAGCACAGGACAGAAUCAAGCAAAGUGUCAUUAUUUUGUACGGAGCUCUUGCCAGACACUUGGAAACCACCGACCACCGUCUUCAAGAAAUCGUUGACAGACUUAUAGCCACUCUCGAUACACCAUCGGAGGAUGUCCAGCAUGCUAUUUCCGAGUGUAUUGCUCCUUUGGUGCCCACGUUUCCUCAUAAGCUCAACGAGUACUUUUCCAGGUUGUUUGACAAGCUUUUCAACGAAAAGAAUAUUGCAAAACGUCACGGUGCAGCCUAUGGAAUUGCAGGGUUGGUCAAAGGUUGUGGGAUUAAAUCGCUUGGUGAGUUUGGAGUGAUGAGAGAACUUGAAGAUGCCGCCGAAGAUAAGAAAAACCCAGUGAGAAGAGAAGGUGUAUCUUUUGCUUUUGAGUGUCUUUCGCUUGCUCUUGGCAAGUAUUUUGAGCCUUAUGUUAUCGAAGCAUUGCCGUUGAUUCUCAAGUCUUUGGGAGACCAGAGCCCAGAAGUGAGAGAAGCCACCGACUUGGCAGCUCGGCAGAUCAUGAAGAACACCACCAGUUUCGGAGUGAAAAAGUUGAUUCCGGUUGUUAUAUCCAACUUGGACGAUAUUGCCUGGAGGACGAAAAAAGGGUCAGUGGAAUUGCUUGGUUCCAUGGCAUAUUUGGACCCUACUCAAUUAUCGGCUUCUUUGUCCACUAUCGUCCCAGAAAUCGUUGGUGUUUUGAACGAUACCCACAAGGAAGUCCGGAAAGCUGCCGACCAGGCUCUUAAGCGGUUUGGAGAAGUUAUCCGAAACCCAGAAAUUCAAGCCAUUGUUCCAGAGUUAAUUCAAGCCAUUGGCGAUCCGACAAAGUAUACCGAUGCUGCGUUGGACAAGUUGAUUCAAACUCAAUUUGUGCACUAUAUCGAUGGACCUUCUUUGGCACUUAUCAUCCAUGUAAUUCACCGAGGUAUGAGAGACCGGUCAGCGGCCACCAAGAAAAAGGCGUGUCAAAUUGUUGGAAAUAUGGCCAUUUUGGUCGACACAAAGGACCUUCAACCCUACUUGGGUUCUUUGGUGGAAGAGUUGGAAGUUGCUAUGGUGGAUCCAGUCCCUGCUACUCGUUCGACAGCUGCUCGUGCUUUAGGUUCAUUGGUGGAAAAGUUGGGAGAAGGAAGAUUCCCAGACUUGAUCCCAAGACUUUUGGACACUUUACAAGACCCCAGUCGAAGCGGAGACAGACUUGGUUCUGCGCAAGCUCUCUCGGAAGUUAUAUGUGGUUUGGGUAUCGACAAGCUUGAGGAAUUGCUCCCCACCAUCUUGGUCAAUGCUGCUUCACCAAAGAGCCAUAUUCGUGCUGGUUACAUGCCACUUUUGCUCUUCUUGCCUGUUUGUUUCGGAUCGCAAUUCUCACCUUAUUUGAGCAGAAUUAUUCCUCCUAUUUUGACUGGCUUGGCGGACACCGACGAAGAUAUUCGUGAUACCGCUCUUCGUGCCGGUAGACUCAUCGUCAAAAAUUAUGCGAAAAAAGCAGUGGACCUUCUUCUCCCCGAAUUGGAGCUUGGUCUCUCCGACUCAAACUACCGAAUCAGACUCUCGUCGCUCGAGCUUACUGGAGACUUAUUGUUCCAAGUUACCGGUAUUUCAGGUAAAAACGAGCUUGUGGAGGACCAGUCGGAGUUUUCUGGAGAAGUCCGAAACUCUCUUAUCGAGGUUUUAGGAGAAGAUCGUCGCAACAAGGUUCUUGCGUUAUUGUUUGUGUGCCGUUCCGAUGUCAGUGGAACCGUGAGAAAUGCUGCUGCUGAUAUUUGGAAGGCUAUAGUAGCCAAUACUCCUCGUACCGUCAAGGAAAUUCUUCCUACUUUGACACAAAUCAUCGUCAGAAAGUUGGCUUCCGAAGACGAAUUCCAGCGAGAAAUCGCUGCCCUGACUCUUGGCGAGAUGGUGAGAAGAGUAGGUGCCAAUGCACUUGCCCAGCUCUUGCCUACUCUCCAGGAAUCUUUGUACUCGAGCGACCAAGAUGCCAAGCAAGGUAUUUGUAUUGCAUUGACGGAACUUAUCAAAUCUUCUCAGUACGAAGCUCUUGUCGAGUACCAGGAUGUGUUUGUUUCUGUGGUGAGAGAUACCCUCGUGGAUGGAGCACCACAGGUUCGGGAAGCAGCAGCGUAUGCGUUUGAAGCUCUUCAGAACCAGCUUGGAAAAGUGGUGAUCAAUGAAGUGUUACCCUAUCUUCUCACCAUGCUUGAUUCUGGCGACGAUUCAGAAAAUGCUCUCCUAGCCUUACAAGAUAUAAUGGCUACUCAGGCCGAUGUGGUGUUUCCCAUCUUGCUUCCUAAGCUUUUGGCUCCUCCAGUGGAUACUAGAGCACUUGCUUCUUUGGCUGCGGUUGCUGGCCAUGCCGUUUACCAGCGUCUUCCUUCAAUCAUCAACACUUUGGUGGACGAAAUGAAAGAUAAACCAGACAUUAACGUUAGUGAAUCACCAUUGACUCAAAUCUUGAUUUCGGUGACUUCUGACGACGGAGCAAGACCGCUCAUUACCCACAUUUUGUCGCUUGUCAAGCACCAAGACCCAGCGAAAAGAGCUGUCAUAUACUCGCAUCUCCAGCCGUUCUUCGACAAUACCACUCUUGACUACUCGAUGUACACGGCAGACAUGGUUUCUCAGUUCAUUUUGUCGUUGGGCGACUCUUCGCAACAAGUGGUCUCCGGCGCUUUUGCAGCUUUGAAUGCGCUCAUUAAGCACCAGCCCAAGGAAGGUCUUGACCGUCUUGUCAAACCUGCUAGACAAUCAUUGGAACUUGCUGGAGUUCGUGGAACUGACUUGCCAGGAUUCAAGUUGCCCAAGGGCCCCAACGCUAUUCUCCCCAUUUUUCUUCAUGGUUUAAUGUACGGAAAUGGAGAACAAAAGGAGCUUGCUGCUGGAGGAAUUGCUGAGGUUAUCGACAAGACUCCAGCCGACAAUCUUCGUCAAUUUGCAACUGCCAUGACAGGACCUUUGAUUCGUGUGGUUGGUGAGAAAGUGUCACCUGAUAUCAAGGCAGCUAUUCUCCAAGCGUUGACACUUUUGCUCACCAAGAUUCCUCAGUUUUUGCGGCCGUUUAUUCCUCAACUUCAACGUACUUUUGUGCGGUCUUUGUCUGACAAAAAUGACAAUUUGCGUUCCAAAGCCGUGGUGGCUCUUGCAACUUUGAUAGGCUUCCAGCCUCGGGUAGACUCGCUAGUUACCGAGCUCGUAACUGGGGCUAAGAACGCUGAAGAUGCUGGAAUCAAGGCAGCUAUGUUGAAGGGUCUUUUGGCUGCUGUGACGAAAGCUGGUCAAAAUAUGAACGAAGCUUCAAAAGCUACCAUCAUGACUCUUGUAGAAGAUGAAGUUCAAAGUGUUAGCGAAAAGGCUGUGGUAUCGUAUGCUCGUCUUCUUGGAGCAUUGGCGAAAAUCAUGUCCAGUGAAGAAGCAACUUCAAUGCUUCGAACCAAGAUUUUGGACAAUGCCAUGGUUGAUGAAAAAUUCGCAAUUCUUGCACUCAAUUCUUUCCUCAAAUACUCACCCCAUCACAUCUACGCCGAAGCAGUGUUGGCAAAUAUCUGUGAAUUCAUCAUUCGCUGCUCCAACUCAACGGUAGACUACAUCAGCGACAACGCUACAGUUGCUAUUGGAAAGAUAUUGUUGUUGCACAGAGAGAAAAAGUCUCCAUCUUCUGAAGAAUAUUCUGAUAAAUUUUUGCUCCCAGCAGACCUUAUCGUUUUGUUCGUUAACCAGCUCGCUGUGCUUGCUGCAAGUCCUCCUUCUAGCUCACCAGAUACCCGUCGUCUUGCGUUGGUGGUGAUCAGAACCGUUUCUCGGUUCCAAUACGACGACCUUAUCAAGCCAUAUCUCGACACAAUUGUUCCAGCUGUGUUUGUGUGUGUUCGUGAUCCCAUUAUUCCCAUCAAGUUGGCAGCGGAAAAGGCUUUCUUGGCGGUUUUGAAGUUGGUCGACGACGAACAAAUGGACUUGUUCAAGCUGUGGUUUUCCGAGUCCAAAACCUACCAAGCUGCAAACGGAACCCAGGUGCAACCUAGGUCCAUUUCCGACUAUACCAGAAGAGUGGGAGCCAGACUUGCAGCCGUGGAGAGAGAGAGAGUGGCUGCUGGUGGUGACGAAGAGACGGUUUAUUCUGACCGGAUCGAGGACGAGACAGAGGUGUGGGCUGUUGGAGGAGUUGACAUGAGUUGA
Molecule: messenger RNA, 8001 nt
Organism: Meyerozyma guilliermondii ATCC 6260
Lineage: Eukaryota; Fungi; Ascomycota; Pichiomycetes; Serinales; Debaryomycetaceae
Gene: GCN1
Product: Gcn1p
Exons: 1
Coding region: 1-8001 (2666 amino acids)
Biological process (GO): cellular response to amino acid starvation; regulation of translation
Cellular component (GO): cytosol
Molecular function (GO): protein kinase regulator activity
Source: RefSeq, a predicted model, not a curated record